Messenger RNA from Brenthis ino (lesser marbled fritillary), 1185 nucleotides. The record is from the annotation of a GenBank genome assembly. Lineage: Eukaryota; Metazoa; Arthropoda; Insecta; Lepidoptera; Nymphalidae.
AUGAAGGGCACAAUAUUUUUAUUAUUAAUCGCGACGUGUUACGCUGAUACUGAUUUUAGUGGAAAAGCAACGAAUUUUAGUAUAGAACUAUUGCAUCACACGCAAUUGGAAACAGAUGGACAUGUUGUGAUCUCACCUUUUGGUAUAUGGACUUUGCUAACUGGCGUCGCAUUAGGCGCUAGCGGUAACAGCAGAUCUCAACUCACUCGGGCAUUACGUUUGCCUAGCAACGAUAAUACAAUAAUAAAUGGAUACAGUAACUUAACUAAAACUGUGUUGGAUCCGCGGACACCAGGAGUGACACUUGCCAGUAAAAAUUUCGUCUUCCUUGACAAAGGUUUUGAUCUAUCAAGAAAUUUCAGAAAAAUAUUAGUAUCUGACCUUGGAUCGGAGAUAAGUAACUUAGACUUUAAGGAUCCUACAAGUGCAGCGAAAGUUGCUAAUACAAUAAUUGAAAAUUCCGGCGCGACCGUAUCUAAUGUGCUCAAAUCAGAAGAUUUUACUAUUGCUAGAAUGAUAUUGACGAAUGUUAUAUCUUUCAAAGGACUCUGGCUUUCUCCUUUCAAUACCUCUGAGACGCAAGUUGAGCCUUUUUACAAUGAAAACAAAACACAAAUAGGAACAGUUAAAAUGAUGUAUCAAAGAGCUAGAUUGCCUUUUUCGAACAUACAAUCACUGCAAGCCCAUGCUGUAGAGCUACCUUAUGGAAAUGACAACAAAUAUUCUAUGUUAAUUAUAUUACCGUAUCCAAGAAUAUCAGUUAAUGAAGUGUACAAAAGAUUUACAAAGGUAACUUUAAAAGAAGUUUACGAUAAACUCGACAGUGACAUCGCUGAAUUCGGAUUAGAGGAUGUCGAUUGUAAAGUGCCUAGAUUUAAAAUAAGCACAAACGUUGUUUUAAAUAUGCCAUUAAAUAAAAUGGGCGUUUAUGAUAUUUUUAGUCCGAAUGAUGCUAAUUUUGGCAAAAUCACUAGAGAAAAAAUAUACAUCUCAGCAAUAGUACAUAAAGCGGAUAUCGAAGUUACUGAAUCUGGUACGGUGGCGUCUGCGGAUACAUCAGCAUACUUCGCCGAUCGUAUAUCAACACCUAACUUCGCAGCAAAUCGACCAUUUAUAUAUUUUGUCAUGGAAAAACCCACGACAACUGUGAUAUUUAGUGGAAUUUAUUCGAAACCAAGCGAGUUU